UGGAUACCAAGGCUUCCUCGUCACCAUCAUCCUCAUCAGCAUCAUCAAAGUCACUCGCCAGUCUCAUCUUUGACUCCUCUACAUCCUACUUCGUCUCGCUACAAGUACAGAGCUCGCCUCUUCCGACCCAGCAAGCCUUCCGCCCUCUCUUCUCAGACCGCCCCCUCUCAUACCGGUCUUCGAGCUCUGCAAGAGCAAACAAAAAGCGUAGUCCCUUGUUCCCUCCCCUCAAGCUCGACGUCUCUCCGUUUAUGGCGACUGCUGCGUCUACAAAUGGGGUCAAUGGCGACGGCGGUGUUGCUGAGAUCACUCAGGGAUUGAAGGAAGUGGAGAUCGACACAUCGAAGCUCACCCCCUUGAGCCCAGAGGUCAUCAGCCGCCAGGCUACCAUCAACAUCGGUACCAUCGGUCACGUAGCUCACGGAAAGUCCACAGUGGUCAAGGCGAUUUCGGGUGUGCAGACUGUUCGUUUCAAGAACGAGCUAGUGCGGAACAUUACUAUCAAGUUGGGAUAUGCAAAUGCAAAGAUCUACAAGUGUGGCAACGAUGCUUGCCCGAGGCCAGGAUGCUACAAGUCGUUUCCCUCGAGCAAGGAGGACCACCCUCUGUGCGAGAGGCCAGGAUGUGGCGGUACAAUGCAGCUGAUCAGGCAUGUCUCUUUCGUUGACUGUCCCGGACACGACAUUCUCAUGGCCACCAUGUUGAACGGAGCAGCUGUCAUGGACGCCGCCCUGCUACUGAUCGCCGGAAACGAACCUUGCCCUCAACCUCAGACAUCGGAGCAUCUGGCCGCUGUUGAGAUUAUGAAGCUGAAGGACAUCAUCAUAUUGCAAAACAAGGUGGAUCUGAUCAGGGAGUCUCAGGCGGAGGAGCACUGGAACAGCAUCACCAAAUUCGUGAAAGGUACUGUCGCCGAUGGUGCCCCUAUCGUCCCCAUCUCGGCCCAGAUGAAGUACAACAUCGACGCAGUCAACGAGUACCUCGUCAAGCGAGUCCCAAUCCCCGUGAGAGACUUCAGCGCCUCGCCUCGCCUCAUUGUCAUUCGAUCAUUCGAUGUCAACAAGCCCGGAGCUGAGGUCGACGAGCUGAAGGGUGGUGUAGCUGGUGGAUCCAUCCUCUCCGGUGUGCUGAGGCUGGGUAUGGAGGUGGAGAUCAGGCCCGGAAUUGUUACAAAGGACAAUGAGGGUAAGGUGCACUGCAGGCCCAUCUUCAGUCAGAUCGCAUCGCUAUACACGGAGCACAACGACCUGCAAUUCGCCGUACCCGGAGGACUUAUCGGAGUAGGCACAAAGGUCGACCCAACUCUCUGCCGAGCUGACAGGCUGGUUGGACAAGUGCUAGGCGCAGUCGGACAGCUACCGCAGAUCUACACCGAGCUAGAGAUCAACUACUUCCUGCUGCGAAGGUUGCUGGGUGUCAAGAGCGACGGCGGCAAGCAGACCAAGGUCGGAAAGCUGACCAAGAACGAGGUGUUGAUGGUCAACAUCGGAUCUACCUCGACGGGAGGAAGGGUGAUGAGCGUAAAGGCCGAUCUGGCCAAGAUCUUCCUCACCAGCCCAGCAUGUACCGAGGUUGGCGAGAAGAUUGCACUGAGCCGAAGGAUUGACAAGCACUGGAGGUUGGUCGGUUGGGGAACAGUGAGGGCAGGUACGACGAUCGAUGCGGAGACUGCAUGAGAUACCUUUCUGUGUACAAGACGUCGUUUGUGUCCAUCCCAUCGAUUUCUUCAUGCAAUGUCCAGUCACACUAUCCGUGCUAAAACGUC
This is a messenger RNA of Microstroma glucosiphilum, 1765 nucleotides long. RefSeq names its product putative translation initiation factor eIF2 gamma chain. NCBI's taxonomy places the organism in Eukaryota, Fungi, Basidiomycota, Exobasidiomycetes, Microstromatales, Microstromataceae. Gene Ontology annotation, cellular component: eukaryotic translation initiation factor 2 complex; cytosol. Gene Ontology annotation, biological process: formation of translation preinitiation complex; positive regulation of translational fidelity. Gene Ontology annotation, molecular function: GTPase activity; tRNA binding; translation initiation factor activity. Bases 252 to 1676 code for a protein of 474 amino acids. The transcript is spliced from 6 exons. The record is from RefSeq and is a predicted model, not a curated record.